Molecule: messenger RNA, 2202 nt
Organism: Penicillium verhagenii
Lineage: Eukaryota; Fungi; Ascomycota; Eurotiomycetes; Eurotiales; Aspergillaceae
Exons: 5
Coding region: 1-2202 (733 amino acids)
Biological process (GO): transcription initiation at RNA polymerase III promoter
Cellular component (GO): transcription factor TFIIIC complex
Molecular function (GO): histone acetyltransferase activity
Source: RefSeq, a predicted model, not a curated record
AUGUCCAGCUCUUCGGAGCUGUUUCUUUUCCCAUCUUGUUUUGGGGCCCUUGACUGGUCGCCAGAUGGAGAACUUGCCGUGGCCGCAGGUGACCAAGUUCAAAUUAUGGUUGAAGACCCUAAGCAAGGGGACCACAAUGGCUGGCAAAUCACCCGCAUUCCCAAGGUCAAUGUAUUCACGGUUGCUGAGUGGGGCAUGGUUUACCCGCAAAACCGUGAUGACUUUUCAAUUGCCGUGGAGCAAUCAUCGAGUACGGUGAUAGGCCUUUCAUGGUCGCCGCCAGGGCUAGCUCGAUACCGGCGGAGUGCCUUGGCAAUCUGGACCUCCAACCUGAUUCUUUCCUUAUGGGAACCGGUUGGAAUCAACGGCCAGUGGGCUCGAGUCAGCAUCGUGAACAACGCUCUACAUCCGAAUCCCAAAAUUUCCCAAGAUCUUGGUGGCAUUGACCUUCGCAAAUCAAGUAUCCGCUCUUUCCACUGGUGCUCACCUCUUCGAGUACCGGCCGAUGGAUCUAAAUCGGCAACAGUACCCGAGUCUCGUUGGGGUGUCCAGAUACUGGCCAUAGCGAAUGAUGCUAACGAGGUGGCUCUACUUCGAAUUCACCGACCAACUGGGCUACAAGCUUCAUCGGAUGCAUACGUAAUCACCCAGUUGGCCACUUAUCCCCUAUGCGGAGGUGAAAAGCAAUUCGGCGUAUCUUGCCCCGGCUCGCUUCUGCAGGAUGCACUUCGAUCUAAAGCGCGGAUCACGUCAAUCAAGUGUGGUCCAUGGGUGAGUUUAUCCAGUAUCUCGGGAAAUGGCCAUGUACAUUCCGCAAGAACUGUAAUUGCGGCUGUCUAUGGAACAGAGCUGCAGAUCAUACAGGCCACUGUUGCAAUAGGAGAGUCAGACCAAGAGGUGGAGGUUACGCCUCGAUACGAAGCCAUGGUGGAGGUCAAAGCACACCCGUUACGUCCAUCUGACAGUUCGACUCAAAGGGUGACAGGACCUCUUGAAUUUUUACAUACUAAAAAGAAGGGUUUUCAUAUACUGAGAAGUUCUCCAACUGACUCACUACAGCAGGGACAAUCGGAAAAUCUCGUUCUGGCCGUAGGAAUCAUUGGUGGCGUUCUCACGGUAUCCUUACCCUGGUCCGUGUGUGAUGGCAGUGAAACAAGUAUUUCCGCAAUAAAGAGUCAACGAUGGCCUUGCUCGUCCUUACCUACUCCGGAGGAUGAGCCGUGGCCUCGGAAUUUGGAGCCUGUUUCAAGCUUCGUUGUGACAUCAGAUGAACGAAAUAGAACAUGUACCCUUCAAAUGGGUACUCUAGGUGGUCUGGGUGCUAGCUUAACGCUUGGCCAAUCAGGGGAUCUUGAGCCGUGGCAAGUUCCACUCUGGAUGAAAGUGGUUGAAGAAUUUCGGGAGGACUAUGACUUGAGUCAUGACUUGGGAGGGCAUACUGCUGCUCGUGUUUGGGGUUUGUCAACGUACCGUGGUCUCACUGCGGUCAUUUUCACCAGACAUCCGACAGAUAUGGUUGAGUACCGUGUGGCUUCAAACGAGAGAUCAAUGGUAGUUUUCACCGACGAAGGAACCAAGCAAGCCCCGGAUUUCCAUACCCUGUUCACUCCGCAUUCGGUGGACAGCGAACCGCAGUUUGCUCUUGACCAACGAGGAAAGGCUAUAUUGUCUGUGCUCGGUAGCGUGGAACAAGAUGUGGGAUCAAGCAAGGAGGAUCAAACACUUUUGUACGCCGCAGCGUGCUCCGCGAUAGUGGAUAGACAUAGCGACUUUAUUCGUUCUCAAGCUCAGAAUUGCUUAGAGCAACUAGCAAAAAGUACGGGGGCGGAUUUGAGCGAAGAAAUCUCGAAAUUUUCUAGCCUUGAGUCCUCGAACAUAUCAUCCAAGCCAAUUGAUCAGCAGAAGAUGCCUGGCGGUCAUAUGUUUGAAUAUUGUGAGAUUUGUGACGCAGGCCUCGCUUGGGAUUCUGUGAAGGAAGCAAAAUGUGCAAAUGGGCAUCUCUUUGCACGGUGUGCCCUAAGCUUCAUGGCAAUACAGGAGCCCGGGAUAUCCAAGUAUUGCCCAAUUUGCCGAGCGGAAUACUUUGAUGAAGAUAUUCUUGCUCGUGUGCGUCAUCGCCAUGUUGGCCCAAAGUUUAUGCAACUUUUCGAGGCGUAUGAUACCUGCAUCUACUGUGAUACAAAAUUUCAGACCAGCGUUUAG